Molecule: messenger RNA, 1140 nt
Organism: Paramecium tetraurelia
Lineage: Eukaryota; Ciliophora; Oligohymenophorea; Peniculida; Parameciidae
Exons: 2
Biological process (GO): protein phosphorylation
Molecular function (GO): ATP binding; protein serine/threonine kinase activity
Source: RefSeq, a predicted model, not a curated record
AUGGGAUUGGUUUGUUUCAAAGAAGGCCCAUAAGCUGCAAUUGAAGACCAUUCAAUAAAACAAAGGGAUCACAACUAUGAAGAUGAAGAGGUCAUAUCCGAGUUCCCUUAAUAGGACGAGGAUGGCAAAAAAGUUUCAUUGAGUCAGUUUAUUAUGUUACGAAAUUUGGGAAAGGGUAGUUAUGGAAAAGUAAUGUUAGUUUAACAUACAGUUUCAUUGAAAUUGUAUGCUAUGAAAGUGUUAAUCAAGAAGGCUGUUAAAAAUUUAACAUAGAAAACACAUGUUCAAACGGAGAGGAAGAUUCUAGAAAUAACAAAUCACAACUUCAUUACUAAAUUGCAUUAUGCUUUUUAGAGUUAAACCAAAUUGUAUUUGAUUAUGGAAUUUGUAUCAGGAGGAGAAUUAUUUUAUCAUAUGAAAUUAAAAGGCAGAAUGACAGAGAAAAAAAUGAAGUUCUAUGCUGCCGAAAUCCUAAUUGGAUUGGAUUAUCUACAUCAACAGAAUAUCAUCUAUAGAGAUUUGAAACCAGAAAAUAUCUUAUUAGAUUCAGAAGGGCAUAUUAAAUUAUGUGAUUUUGGAUUAUCUAAAAUAUGUUCUUGGGGUGAUAUGUAUGCAAAAAGUAUCUGUGGAACUUUCGAAUAUAUUGCACCAGAAAUCAUUCUUGGAGAAAUAUAUACUAAGUCUUGUGAUUGGUGGACAUACGGAGCCUUAUUAUAUGAUAUGUUGACUGGUAAACCACCUUUUUAUUAGCUAACCAAAAAAUAGAUCUUAGAAUAUGCAGCAGGAAAAGAUAUUGAGAUACCACAACACUUAUCUGAAGAAGCAACAGACUUAUUAACUAAAUUAUUUAAAAGGAAUCCAGAGGAACGACUAGGAGGACAGAGAGAUGCUCAAGAAAUCUAUGAGCAUCCUUUUUUCAAAGAUGUUGACUUUUAAAUGAUGGAAAGAAAAGAGAUUGAACCCCCUUUUGAAAUGUAAAACGAAAGACCUUUCAAAUUUUUUGAUCAGAAUCUCAUAAGAAAAAGCAGUGUCCAUGAUACUCCUGUCAGCGAAUUAGGAAGGUAUCAGGAAUUCUCUAAUUUUACAUACAACGGAGAUAAGUUUUCUAAUGAAUUUAAUAAACUAUUAAUAACUCAUUGA